CACUUCACAUGGCCUCCAGUAAGGGUCAUUUAGACGUCGUAAAAUACUUGGUGGAAGAGAAAAAGUGUAAUCUAGAGGAAGUUAACAAAGAUCAUAACAAUUCUCUUCAUGUUGCUGCUCUGAAUGGACAACUAGAAAUUUUGCAGUACAUGAUGAAUGAAAGAGGUAGUGAUCCGAUGUGUAAGGGAGAGAAUGGCUCAAACACUCUGCACUUGGCCUGCAAGUCUGGCUGCCAGGCAAUGGUUAAAUUCCUAAUUGAAGAAGGGAAUGUCGACCCCAUGUUAAAAGAUGCUAAUGACGCCACUCCACUCCACGAGGCAGUGCAGUUUGCGUCUCUAGAUACAGUAAAGUACCUUGUCGAGGAGAAAAAGUGCGACGUAGAUUGUAGGAACAAGUAUGGCAUCGUUCCCCUCCACUGUGCUGCAGCUAAAGGUAAACUGGACAUAGUCCAAUACUUGAUCACUGAAAGAGGGUGUAAUGCGAUGUGCAUGGGAUGGCGUGGCGCCACUCCACUCUACUCUGCCUGUGAGUUUGGUCACCUUAGUGUAAUAAAAUACUUGGUGGAAGAGGUGGGAGUCGACUGUGUAUCCCAGCAUGAGGACGGCAAUACCCCACUGCAUGUUGCAGCUUUUGUCGGGACACUGGAAGUUGUAAAGUAUCUCAUAGAGAAGCAGAAUUGUGACACCGAGUGCAAAAACAAAGAUGGGAACACUCCUCUUUUACUAGCCGUUUCAGGUGGGAAGUUAGACACAGUCAAGUAUCUCAUUAAUGAAAGAGGCUGCAACCCAAUGUUGAGGAACAUACAUGGGGCAACAAUUCUUAUGCACGCAUGUGUUGCAAACAGACUUGAUAUAGUGAAGUACUUGAUCGAGGAAGUUCAUGUCGACAAAGAGGAACAGGCUAUAAAUGGUUCAACACCACUUCAUGAGGCAGCUCGCUGUGGAUCAUUACCUUGUCGAGGAGCAGAAGUGUAACAUUCACAUGAGGGACAACUUCGGUAACACUCCCUUAUUUCAAGCAAUGGUGGCGGGCAAAUUAGAAACGAUGAAGUACUUUAUUAACGAGAGGGGCUGUGAUCCAAUGGCUAGAGGCAUACGUGGGACUCCUCUACACUAUGCCUGUGGGCUAGGCAGGCUUGACAUGGUGAAAUAUUUGGUGGAAGAGGUGAGAGUUGACACCAUGUGUAGAGACGGGAAUGCUUCUCUUCCACUUCAUUUAGCUGCUCAAUACGGGACACUGGAUGUAGUUAAGUAUCUGGUUGAGGAGCAGCAGUGCGACGUCCACUACACAAACAUGUUUGGAAACACACCUCUCCACCAUGCGGCGUUUGGAGACAAAUUAAACAUUGUGAAAUAUCUCGUGGACGAGAGGCAUUGUGAUCCAAUGACCAGAGGGGACACGGGUUGCACCCUUCUCCACUGUGCCUGCGUAGUUGGCAAUUUGGACAUGGUCAAAUACUUGCUGGAUGAAAAGACGGUCAAUCCCCUAUCUCCUGAUGUAUUGGGUGCCAGUUCACUUCACGUUGCUGCGGGCUGUGGACACCUCCCAGUUCUCAAGUUACUGAUUGAGGAGUACCUGUGUGAUCCAGACAUUAAGGACCGGCAAGGAAAGACUCUUGCAGAUAUAGCGAAACAGCAGGGCAAGACAGACAUAUCAUCUUACCUCUCAUUCAUUCAAGACCUAACAUCAUCUGAGCUGCGAAGGAUCUUGGACACACAAUUAAAGAGAUACAUCAAGAAGGCCACACGAACUGGAGUUGUCUUGGGCAGUGGAACCUAUGGCUCUGUCAUUGAACUAGUAUCAGCUGGUGAAACUGUCGCUGGAAAGGUCUUCAAGGUUUCUUCCACUACAAUGCUGCUUUCUAUCACUUUCAAAGUGUGUGGCGAGCUAAAUAUGAUGAUGCAGCUAAGUCACAAGAACAUUGUCCAGUGUAAAGGGGUGAGUCUGCUGGUAGACCAUCCGCUGCCUCUUCUUCUGAUGGAACGGAUGAUGACAAGCCUCCAUGCCUACCUCCUCAAACCAGACAACACUGACCUUCCAGUCAAGAGAAAGGCCUCCAUCCUCUUAGACACAGCCAGUGGACUGGAAUACCUUCACAGCCGCACACCUGCCGUAAUCCAUCGUGAUUUGACUGCUACCAAUGUCCUCCUAGACUCUCAGCUGACGGCCAAGAUAACAGACUUUGGCAACUCUCGAAUCAUGGACCUUGACCCUGGUGCAACCCCCGAAACUCUUACCUCAAUACCAGGAACUCUAGAGUACAUGCCUCCCGAGGCACAUGGAGUAGAUUAUGACCCCAGCCUGGAUGUGUUCUCUUUUGGACACCUGUCUCUCUUCACUGUCAUUCAAUCUCCAGUUCACCCACUCCUCCCUCCCAAUUACACUGACACUAAUGAUGGGAAAGUGUAUGCUGUGACUGAACUUCACCGACGAAAGCAGUUUCUAGAGAAAGCCAAACAGGUUUUGCCAGAGGACCAUUCUCUCCUGAAAUUGAUCGAGGAUUGUCUUCAGAAUCGGCCUGCACUAAGACCUCGCAGCAAGGAGUUGGUGACAUCACUCAAAGGCAUUAUGAUCACUAGAGGUGGUAAAGAAAUUGAUUUCUGACUGACUAAUUAUCAUACCUUUAAAUGUGUAGUCUCUUAAAAUGUCAAUUAGAAUAGCAUGUUAAUUAAACAGCUCACAUGUGCAAAGUAUGAUU
Geodia barretti is the source of this 2698-nucleotide messenger RNA. Lineage: Eukaryota; Metazoa; Porifera; Demospongiae; Tetractinellida; Geodiidae. The record is from the annotation of a GenBank genome assembly.